Crotalus tigris (Tiger rattlesnake) is the source of this 1913-nucleotide messenger RNA. It is a transcript of the gene PTGIR, whose product is annotated as prostaglandin I2 receptor. Gene Ontology annotation, molecular function: prostacyclin receptor activity. The coding region runs from base 313 to 1410 and encodes 365 amino acids. Gene Ontology annotation, biological process: inflammatory response; negative regulation of smooth muscle cell proliferation; adenylate cyclase-activating G protein-coupled receptor signaling pathway. The record is from RefSeq and is a predicted model, not a curated record. NCBI's taxonomy places the organism in Eukaryota, Metazoa, Chordata, Lepidosauria, Squamata, Viperidae. The transcript has 2 exons. Gene Ontology annotation, cellular component: plasma membrane.
GCCGUUGGAAAGCCCCAGAAACCCAACGAGAUCCGACUUCUGCUUCCAUGACUAAAAGGGGUGCAGGUAUUCCGCCGGGCGCCAUCCUUUUCCUUCCCAGUGGAUGCUCUAAGCUGCUAGACCUCAGUGAGGCUCUCGCCCACUAGGAUUCAGACAGGGUGCUCCUGGCAGGCAAGCAACCUACUGAUUUCUUGGCCACUUUUCCAGUGCCUCUUUUUCUUUUUUUAAUCGCCCAACGCUCUCUGAGUGUGCUGAGAAGGAAGCCAGCCCUCUCUCUCCUCCAAGUUCCUUGCGGGGGUCUCCCCAGUGCCAAUGGGCCCGAAUCGGACUCCCGGCUUCGCAGGCAGCCUGCCCCGCCAGUGCAGCAACCUCACCACCCUGCAGUCAGACAGCAACCCCACCCUCAGCUCCUUUAUGUUUGCGGCGGGGGUGGUGGGCAACCUGGCAGCCUUGGCCAUCCUUGGGGUCCACCGGAAAGACCAGCGGGCCAAGACCUCAUCCUUCUGCAUCCUGGUGACCGGCCUGGUGGUCACUGACCUGGCGGGCACCUGCGUGGUCUCUCCGGUGGUGUUCAUAGCCUAUUCCUGCAACUCCACGCUGGUGGGCAUGAUGGGGGGCCAGCACUGGCUGUGUGACUUCUUUGCCUUCUCCAUGAUGUUCUUCAGCCUGGCGGCCAUGUUCCUUCUCUGCGCCAUGGCCAUGGAACGCUGCCUGGCCAUCAGCUACCCUUACGUCUACUCACAGCACCACGUCCGGCGGUGGGUCAAACUCUGCCUGCCCCUCACUUACCUCUUCAGCGGUCUCUUCUGCGCCCUGCCCUUUCUGAAAGUGGGCAAGUUCAAGCAAUACUGUCCGGGCACCUGGUGCUUCGUCCAGAUGGACAAGGACAUGGACCUGGGCUACAAGGACGUGGCUUUCUCCUUGUGCUACGCCACUGUCAUGGCGCUCCUGAUCACGGCCAUCUUCUUCUGCAACUGGCUGGUCAUCCUCAGCCUCUGCCAGAUGUACCAGAAGCAGAGACACCGCCGUCGGGGGUCCCUCAGCACCAGCCAGCGCCGGAAGAAGAGCUGGUUCAGCCAAGGGGAGGAGGAGGUGGACUACCUGAUCUUGCUCGCUCUCAUGACUGUCAUCUUUGUCAUCUGCUCAUUGCCACUCACGAUCAGAGCCUACAUCGGUGGCAUCGAUCCGGACCACAGCGAGGCAGCUGACAUGGUUGCCUUCCGCCUGAGCGCCCUCAACCCCAUCGUGGACCCCUGGCUCUUCAUUGUCUUCCGCCAUGCCGUCUUCCACAGCCUCCGCCGUUUCUUCUGCUACCAGCUCAGCUGGCCCUGCUGGUUUAGGCCACCCAAAGGGACGACCACGCUUGGGACUCAGGAGAGCCUGCCCUGCCAAGCCCAGUCGGUCUGCUGAGAAAGGCCCUGCUCAAACUUCGGAAUUUGGGGCUCCCGGGCAGGGGGAAGGGGGCAAGUGGGGAGGGCCUGGGGAGCUGUGUGGGAAGGGCCCCCUCCGCCAUCUCCCAGGGUCUGAGAAUCAAACGGAAGAAGCAUCAUCUCCUUGGAAUUGCUGACGAGGAAAAAUAACAAGAGUUGGAAGGGAUCGUGGAGGUCUUCUAGUCCAACCCAGGUUGAGAAACAUUAAGGGUGUCUGAUAAGGGCUUGGGGUGCAGGAGAAGGAAAGGUCCAUUCUGCCCCCAAAUGGGGGCUGAAUUGGAGGGAGGGGCUGGAAGAAACACAAGGGAACAACCUGGGGGGGGGUUACUUUGUACCUCUUCAUUUUCAACACCCUUCUCAGACUGUGUAUAGUUACUGAUGCUGGUCAAAGGCUGACUCACAUUUGGGUACCACUUCAUACAGGAUGCUGCUGGUCACACUCAAUCGCUCCGGAGAACCUGGACAGGUCUUGAAUAAAUAAAG